Messenger RNA from Hymenoscyphus albidus, 1603 nucleotides. The record is from the annotation of a GenBank genome assembly. Lineage: Eukaryota; Fungi; Ascomycota; Leotiomycetes; Helotiales; Helotiaceae.
AUGGCGCAACGAGCUGAUACUUCCUUGAAACUUGCUUCGCCUAUCAUGGAAGGUGCGCGACACACAGAUGAGGGCGCUCAAACUGAUAUAGCCACAACCUCAGACCGCGAAGAGCGCGCAGAAAAUUAUUUGCCAGACGCCAUUAUCACGGAAAUAGAGGAUGGAGUUGAAAUGGGUGUUGCAGAGGAUGAAGAGUUUGUGCGAAAAUAUCUCCCUCCUGACAGUGAUAAUGUGGAGGAUGUUGAGAGAUAUCAACUUGGAGGCUAUCAUCCCGUCUCUUUGGGCGAUAUCUUGGGCGGCUAUGAGAUAGUUCAUAAACUUGGCUUUGGCGGGUAAGUUGACACUACUAUUCGUGAGAGGAUAUAUCAUACUAAUUUUUGAAAGAUUCUCCACUGUUUGGCUAGGCUGGGAUGUCAGUAAUAAAACCUAUGCCGCCAUCAAGAUUAACACCGCAGAUGCGACAGUGAAUUCUGACGAUGACAUAUUUAAACAUAUAUUGGAGAAAGGAGCUGAUCAACCAGCCUUGAAAUACAUCGAGCGGCCCAUUCGAUAUUUUACUGUGUCGGGACCUAAUGGAUGCCAUCUAUGCACUGUAUCCAAUAUUCUGGGACCAAGCAUAUCGCAGCUCACAAGAGAUGAAACCCCUCUGGGGAUUGAAGAGACACGACGUAUGGCAAUGCAGUUGACACAAUGUGUCGCUUUCCUUCACUCCAAGGACAUUGGAAUCGCCCAUGGGGAUCUGACAACAUCCAAUGUGCUUUUUGAAAUAUCCAGCAUCAAUCACUGGCCCGUUGAGGAGCUGAACGAUCAUCUUGGAAAGAUUAGAGUAGUGAGAGUAUUCGAUGAAGAUGGAGAACUCAAUACCACGGAUUUCGCCCCAGAAUACCUAGUUGAGCCCGUGAACCCAAUGAAUCUCUUCGCUCUCAGAACAGGGAACAUUAAAGUCAUCGAUUUCGCAGAGUCUUUUAAUUUGGACAGCCCUCCUGAAAAUGGCGUUGGUACACCAUUCCCAUUUUGUUCUCCCGAGUUGCUGGUUCACAAGAGUGCUGGGAAGGCAUCAGACAUUUGGGCAUUAGCUUGCUCGAUUUUGGAGAUGCGAGCUGGUGAACCUUUGAUCAUGGGAAUGAUGGGUGAUGAAGGCGAGAUUUUAUCCCAGAUGAGAUCGCUGUUUGGUCCUUUCCCGGAGAAUUUGAGAGACCCUGAGGUCAAUGAGGAUGAGGUUUAUGAUGACUCCUGGACUUUGAAAACAAGGAUUUUGGGGGAUGAACCGAUGGAGAAUGUCACGACGAACGGCCCAUAUCAUCUUCUACCGAAUCAUGAGAGCUUUGCCGAAGAGAGACGUAAAAUUGGUUGGCUCGCACGUCUGAAGACAUGGGUCUGGGGCUUCUUCAGCAGUUGGUGGACAGCAGCGUUGGAAUAUAUUCGCAAUGCUCGUCGCACAGAGGAAGAGCAAGAGGAAUAUCAACGUAAGGCUGCAGAGAGACGAGAGUUGAAGGUACUAUAUGAUCUGCUCAGUGGAAUUUUCAAAUACGAUAUUGAGGAACGGUUGAAAGCGGAUCAGAUGUUGCUUCAUCCAUGGCUUUCACCAGAUACAAAUUUGUAA